Messenger RNA from Caenorhabditis auriculariae, 4682 nucleotides. Lineage: Eukaryota; Metazoa; Nematoda; Chromadorea; Rhabditida; Rhabditidae. The record is from the annotation of a GenBank genome assembly.
AUGGAGCCUUUUGACGCGAUUCCGCCUGACCAAGUCUUUGUUACGGAACAAAAGCCAACAGUGAGAAAAUUUUCGAUUUUUCUUUCCAUGACUAAAUUUUUCAGGAGACAAGGCUUUUAAAAUGGAGAAAAGUUACUUGCGCAGAUGGACCGACGCCAAGGUUAUAAUUUUUUUUUGAUCAAAAUGUUUCGAAGAUAUUUGCUGUUAACCUUGCUUUUUUGUUUCGAAAAUUUAGAUUUUCAUUUUUCUCAGUUAAUCAAAUAAAUUUCAGACCUCGUCAUGGACAUCGAUCUGUUGCUAUCAAAGAAUUGAUGGUAGUCUUUGGAGGUGGAAAUGAAGGAAUCGUGGAUGAAUUGCACGUGUACAACACGAGUGAGUGUCAAAUAAUCUUUUUUCUGAUUUUUUGUGUAGGCAUCAAUCAAUGGUUCGUUCCUCCGUUGCGCGGAGAGGUUCCGUCUGGCUGUGCGGCUUAUGGAAUCGUGUGCGAUGGAACAAGAAUCCUUCUAUUUGGUGGAAUGGUCGAGUACGGAAAGUAAGUUUUGUAUAUAUGUCAUUAAUACGUUUCUGAUAAAAAAAAAAGAGUUUCAGAUACUCUAACGACUUGUAUGAACUGCAAGCCACUCGGUGGGAGUGGAAGAAGCUUCGGCCAAGAGCUCCGAAAGUUGGAGCCGCGCCAGUUCCUCGCCUGGGCCAUUCUUUCUCGAUGAGCAAAAAUAAUGUAGGGAUUGUUGUUCUACAAGUAGUUGGUCAACGGGAGUUUUUUAGAUCUGUUACGUUUUUGGAGGCUUGACCAAAUGACUCUGUAGAGCAGAAAUUGAACAUUCCGCGUUAUCUGGACGAUCUCUACACCAUUGACGUGUCGGCUGGCGUUAACAAUCUGCAAUGGAACAUUCCCGAGGUUCCUUUUUGGACGAAUUUGGAGGAAUUGUGGGAUUCAGACGUUUGGCCAGCGUCCAAUUGCUCGCGAAUCGCAUUCGGCUCUGAUUUACGAAACGGAGAGUGCGCGAAAUCUCAUCAUCUACGGAGGAAUGAACGGUUGUCGACUCGCCGACGUCUCUCUUCUGAACUUGGACUCGAUGACCUGGACGCAUCCUGAGGCACUCGUCUUUCCUUCUCUUCCUUUUAUUUCUUUCUGUUUCAGAUCGUCGGAAUUCCUCCGGCGCCUCGUUCGCUUCACACUGCCAACUUGGUCGACAACAAAAUGAUUGUUUACGGCGGCUGGGUUUCUUUUUGGAAGUUUUCUGAAUGUUAUAGUGUUUUUUGCAGGUUCCAUUAUCUGAGCCAUCCUCGGAAGAGCAGCAAAUGGCGGAAAAAGAGUGGAAGUGCACGAAUUCUCUCGGUUGCCUCAACCUGGACACAAUGACUUGGGAGAGUGUCACCUUGGGCAGCUAUAAUGAAGGUUUGACAUUUAAAUUUUUUUCAAAGAUCAGAAAAAUAAGAUUAUGUGUAAGACUUUUUUGAUGUGAGUAAUUUGUUGCUUUCAGAACAAAUCCCAAGAGCUCGUGCCGGCCACAGCGCGGUCGCCAUCAACACGAGGAUCUACGUUUGGUCGGGCCGAGACGGAUAUCGGAAGGCUUGGAACAACCAGGUAUCAUCAGCUGUUGAUCGCGCUUUGAAAGGACUUCUGUUCAGGUCUGCUGCAAAGACAUGUGGUUCCUGGAGACGGCGCGGCCGGAAAUGCCAGGCCGAGUUCAAUUGGCGCGCGCCAGUUGCUCCAGUCUCGAUGUAGGUCUUUUUUCUCUUUGAAAAGGCUUUUUUUUCAAGAACUUUCUCAUUUUCCGCAUUCGUAUAAUGCCAUGUCUGAUAAAGCGAAAAAAAAAAUUAAUUUUCCAACUAUUUUUUUUAAUGCUUUCGGAUAUUAAAUCUGCGAAUUCGUACAUUUUCAUCAAAAUAUGGAGAUGGAUUUGAUCAUUAAAAUCCCAAGAUUCUUUCUUUUUCUGCAAUUCUCACAUAAAUCAUAAAUUUUAUGUGAAUAUCUUUGAUAAAAUGCUAAGUUUCGAUAAAGUACUUCUUUUUUUCAUUCGUUGCUUCAUUCAUCCUUUGAAUUAACUACUUUCCAAAGUUAUAUCUAGAGGGUUUUUUUGUAGUCGCUUGGUAAGGGUAGUGAAAAAAAAACUUUAAAGUGAGGACAUUUGUAAAUAAAAAGGGUUACCUUCGCCUUCAGAAGAGGUUAAUGGACGGAAUCUGCAUUCUUAAUUGCAGAUCACCUGGGGAGGUGUCCCCACCGCCGAAGCCUAUCUUCUCCAAGUGAGCCGACCUGACAUCAGUGGUUCGUCCUCCUUGGUCAUCGUUUAGGCUCCCCUUCUUUUCAGCAACCAAAGCGGCGCCGCCAACUCCUGCCCCCGUCAAAGCGCCUGUGGCGACUCCGGCCAAAGCUCCUGGAACAAAAGCGAUCAUCAUCACGAAGAACAGUGCUGACGGAACCCAGAAGUGCGUUUUCGACUGAAAGAGUGAAAAUAGAGGCUGUUCCAGGGUCGUUUAUCUGGCCAACGAGAGCAUGGACACGAGCGUUCCGGAGACUCAGCCUUCCGGAUCGGUUAUUUCGACCCAAGGCACCACUUACACGGCCCCCGCGGCCAAGCAACAGCAGCCCGACGAGGUUUUUCUUGAUUUCUGAUGGCCGGACAGACUUAGAAGACUUAUUUUGUUAUAUUUAUCUUUCUAUGUUGGAUUUGGGAUGGGGAGAAAUAAUUCCUAGAAAAGUUAGAAAAGCUCACAGUUAUGCAUUUUAGAAAAUUUUUUGUUGUGUUUUAUUCACGCAUCUAAAUUUUUGAUAGUCCUUUGCCCAAAAAAAAUGGAUUUAAGGAUACUUUCACUCAAUCGAUCAUGAUUCAGGGCGGACUGCCGCAGAAUCUGUUCGACGAAUCUGGCACCGACGACGUCCAGCAGCCUUCUUCGCCGACCAAAGCGACUGGAGAAUCUUCUGACGUUGUGAGAAUCUUUUUCGGAGACCAUGUUCCAUUUCUUGGCUUAGCAGCCCGGCCCUACGUCUGCACCGACCGACGGAGAGACGCCGUCGACGUCUUCUGCAGACCCAGCCUCUCAAGAGCCUCAGCCAGCUGCUCCAGCUCCUGCUGAAAACGCCGAGGUUCAGCCUGAAAUGUCCAAAAAAAGCAAAAAUAUUCAGAACGUCGAAAAACCUUUCGGAAAAUGAGAGCAACUCUACUGCUGGCCAGCCAGAUGCAAACAGUGCAACCAACAAUGGAAAUAUUCAAGAAGUUUUCAGGCAUGCCGAUCAAUUCGGAUAUUGGAUAUUUGCAGAAAUCAGAAGACGGGGAAUGGUUUGAUGUGGGCAUUAUAAAGGGAACCUCGUGUCUUGUCUCGCACUACUUUUUGGGCGGCGGAGAGCCUUUGGAAAACGUCUUCGGGGUCGGUCUCCUUCCCAUCUUCAAAACGUCAAUUUCUUUGCUCAGGCGGAUCAAGACUUGACCAUGCACGCUGGGAACAUUUCCUACAUGGAGAAGUCGGAACUCGAGUCGGGCACCUCCUAUCGUUUCAGAGUCGCCGGAAUCAACGGACUCGGCAGAGGCGUCUGGAGCGAAUAUGCCACUUUCAAGGUUCUCGAACUCCGCUCUACCGGUCAACUAGUCUUUUCAGACGUGUCUUCCUGGCUUUCCUGGAGCUCCCUCUUCGAUACGCAUUUCGAAAGGCGUGGAUGGCGCUCAGCUCAUGUGGGAGCCGCCGAAUAUCACGGCAGGUUGGUUCAAUCGAACGAUUUUCUCCCAUAAUGAACACUUUAAGGCAAAGUUUCCGAGUACAGCGUUUAUUUGGCGGUUAGGAACGCCUCCGGAAGCACGGACAGUCAGUUGGCCUUCAUGAGGUUCCUUCAUCCAAUUUGUCUGUGGAAAAGUUGAUUCGACUUUCAGAGUGUACGUGGGAGGCGAGGCCGAAUGUGUGGUGCCACAGGCGAAUCUGGCGGCCGCCUACGUCGACACCAGCAACAAACCUGCGAUCAUCUUCCGCAUUGCUGCCAAGAACGAAAAGGUGACUCUCGUCCUCAUUAGGACUAUCCUCACUAUUCAUGUGCAAAGCCAUGCCUUGAGAAGAAUUUGCUCCUUGUUAGAAAAGUGUACUUGCAAGGGAACUUUAUGCAACUAGCGGUAGAACUUCUGUCUAAAAAACUUUUUUUGUUUGCCAUCUAUCCCUCCAUGGUGAAGCAGUUUAUUCGCUGGUACUACUAACGGGCCAAAAUUAUUUCCCAACGCUAGCUGUCACUCCGGGACGUAUUGGACAACAAUUGUGGACCGUAACCCGCGCCGACGACUAACUCUUCCAUUAUACCAUGAUUCAGCAGAGAUUUUCUUCAUCUUACUCUGAAGACUGAAUAAAUUGAAUAAAUUGAAUUGAAAUUGAAUUGAAAUUGAAUCUAUCCCUCACCGCUCGUCGCAAAAAAAUUUUUUUGAAAAAUUUUUUAAGGCUAAGAAAAAAAGUUUUUAAAUAGGGAUAUAAAAGAUCGGAAAAUCGCUAACAUGAGUAUCUAAUUGUGAUAGAGGAAAAAACGCUGUCUUUCUGUUGUAAGGCUUUGACAAUGGAACGAUAAAUUAUAGGGCUACGGUCCGGCGACUCAGGUCAGAUGGCUGCAGGACCAGAAACCGGUGGGUCCGGUCCGUUUCCCGGUCCAGAAUCCGCCUUCCUUCUACCAACAACAUCAGCCUCUUCUCAAACGUCCUCGACUCGACUAA